GUUGAUUACUUUAGAAGGCAACUGUGCGGUCAAUUCAGUUCUGCCAUUCAGUCAAUCAAAAGCCUUUAUGUAACAGCAGCUGAAAUAUAUUUGAAAUUUUGAAAUAUCUGCGAGCUGUGUUUCUUUCUGUAUGAUUUAUCUUCAACAGUUCGUGGUCCGUGAUCAAGACAACUAAAGAGAGCUGAAUUAUUAGUAUGUUAAUAAAACAUUUAUCUACAAAUUUAUUGGUUUACAGCUAUGCGACCCCUGCAUAAAUGUGUGAGUUAUCUCCGUAGCAUACUUCUCGCUCUCAUUCUAGAAAUAGACGUCGUCAUAUAAUAUUCCAUCUGCGAAUGGAAGGGAAAAUGGCUGAGCAGGAUUCGAAGGGGGAUGCCUGUGCGGCAACGGUGAUGCGCGAGGGGGACUUUGUUAUCCUGAAGACAGAGAAAACCGCCCGAAUGGUCCAGCUUAGAGCCGAACAUCCAGUAUUUGUUGACAAACGGAAAAUAGAAUGUACUGACAUUAUCGGACGACCGUGGGAACAGGUAUUCGCUAUGAGCGGGGCUAAAGGUAAAACCAACCUAAUUGUCGUCCCUCGUCAAGACUACGUUGAACAUCUCUUUUCGGCAACAGGAAAGGUCUUUAGUGAAGGGCAAGGACAAGACAAUCGAAGCAUCUGCGAUGAAAAUCGGUCACAGAAACUGUCACGUGAAAAGAUUGAACAGUUUAAGAAGGACGGGGCCAGUUCUGUAGCGAUAGUCCAAUCACUGGUUGAAAACUCAGAGUCCUUUCAAGCUAAAACCGGCUAUUCUCAGGAAAAAUACCUUAAAAAGAAGCUCAAAAAAUACGAUUGCUACCUUCAGACUUGCCGUCCAACUGUUCGCUCACUUGCCCACCUUUACUGGAAUCAGUCCCCACUCAAAGUUGGAAUGCUGCGUCCAGACAGUCUGGCAACGAUGCUCGCUCAUGCAAAUAUAUUAUCCUCGGGUAAAUACGUCGUAAUGGAUUCUUACUUGGGUCUCCUAACGGCGGCAGUCCUUGAGCGAUGUCCGCAAAAUCAAGUGAUUCAAGUUCUUGAUUACCAAGGAUACCAAAGCUCAACGCGACAGGCUGUGCAAGCACUCGGUUUAGGAACGGAACGUCUUUUAUGUGUCGAUUAUUAUCUUGUCGAACGUAUGGCUCGUGGUGAGGUGCUCCGAGAUGACUGCCCUGAGGAUCCCUCAAAAGUACGAAAAGUUGCUCGUUUCGAGAAGAAUAUGGCUGCUUUGAGAAUUCUACACGCCAGACAUGUGGACGGGUUGCUUCUCAAUUGUCGGGGUGAAAUUUUAGAGUCAACUGUCUUGUUAUUACAGUUUUUAAAGCUCUCUCGGCCCUUUGUUAUUUUCUCACCAUACCUCGAGGAGCUAGCGCGAUUAUACGACACUUUAAAAUCGACCAACUGCACUGCGAUGCUUAAGAUAUCGGAGAGCUGGAUUCGAGGUUACCAAAUUCUCGAAAAUCGGACACAUCCUGAGAUUAAUAUGCAAGGCGCUUCAGGUUAUGUGCUGACAGGGAUAAAGUGCGAAUGAUACUCAAUAACACCUGGUAAUAAAGAUAUUAUGUUUGUAUACAAAUAAUAAAUUACGGUUGAUCUAUAUAUCUAUAGCGACGAGUUUUUUGGGUUUUUAAGUAUUAUAUUUAUAAUCGAUCACGAAAAUGAGGCUGUGCGCAGUAUCCGUUAAGACUUCCUUUAUGUCACACGAACAAAUGAAGUAAUUAGGUGCGACGUCUUUGAAAUAUUCAAAUCUAUCGUGUAGUAUUCUUUAUGAACUUUUAAUAUUUGAAUUUUUAUUGCUAUAAGAAUGAAUAUUAGUGUAUGCUGCUCAAAAAAUCCUGGAAUCCAAGAAAAGCUACCAAAGUCCAAAUUUUGAAAACUUUGUAUGGCAUUUAUAUUAUAAUGAUUACAUAAAGAAUAUACUGGUGAAAUAUACAUUCACUUAGGUGCAAUGAGCGCGUUAUAUUUGUUAAGUGAUAUAUAUUGCGUUGUAGUGCUUCCGCAUAUUCAACAACAAAACCUUUAAACUUAAGAUCACCGUCAAAAAUAGCACCUAGGAUUCUGUAUAAGGCUUUCGUUCAAGAUGGCAUAAGAUGUUGCCUGAAAUGACUCCCAAAGCCCUGCUAGCGGGACGAUUCGUUAAUUUAAUUAGUCUAAGCACUAGGUGUCAACUCUAUACCUGCAGAAAAGUAUCCUUUAAAAUUUGCCGAAUUUUUCUAGUAAUACGCUCUUACAUCUGGUAACUAUCCUUUUUUUUUAACGCUUUUCAGCCAGUAAAUUUUGAUCUGUUAGCAUUUAUGUACACUUAAUUAGCUUUACGGCAUCACAACAAUAGAUAUAGUCAUGCAGAGACAAGGUAUCCAGAUGAUGUGUCUUAUGUGUAAAAAAUUACCAGAAAAGGACUUGAGCUAAAGUCCUUAGCAUUAGGCAGGUGGGUUCUUCAUUUUUGCGGGAUAGAUGCUAACAUCUGACUAACAAAGAUUAGAAUAACCAUUUAAAUUCGUGCUUUUUAAUUGCCUCUUCGUACGUUCGCUCGUGCGUCUUUCAUUUAUUAAAAGCUCAGUGUCAAAGGCACUAGUCCUAGGUAUGUUUUGUAAGUUUAUGUACAGCGUUAAAUUUAUCGAAGAUUAAACCGACUAAUGAAUUGUUGCAAAAUCCUGUAUCGAUAUCUAGUUCUGUGUAAAAACAAGUAUGGGCCCCGGUAAGGGCGAAGAAAUAUGGAAAAAUGAUCCACCCUGUAUCUAUAUUAAUACCGAACUACAAGUGCUUAGCUUUCAA
Varroa destructor (honeybee mite) is the source of this 2791-nucleotide messenger RNA. RefSeq names its product tRNA (adenine(58)-N(1))-methyltransferase non-catalytic subunit TRM6-like. NCBI's taxonomy places the organism in Eukaryota, Metazoa, Arthropoda, Arachnida, Mesostigmata, Varroidae. The record is from RefSeq and is a predicted model, not a curated record. Gene Ontology annotation, biological process: tRNA methylation. Gene Ontology annotation, cellular component: nucleus; tRNA (m1A) methyltransferase complex.